Molecule: messenger RNA, 1905 nt
Organism: Neoarthrinium moseri
Lineage: Eukaryota; Fungi; Ascomycota; Sordariomycetes; Amphisphaeriales; Apiosporaceae
Exons: 1
Coding region: 1-1905 (634 amino acids)
Source: RefSeq, a predicted model, not a curated record
AUGCCGUCGUGUCUCAAUGCCACGACAUCCAACUGCCCUCGGCCGUACGUAGGUGAAUUGCACAACCUGCUGACGGCAAGAGACUACAACGCACCGAUUAUUAUCAACGGUUCCGGUACCUACAAUACGACAGCCUACGCAGAGUCUCUCCCAUUCGUCCGAACCGUCACGACAACAACAGCCGUUAUUGCAGCUGCAUUGGUUGGCACCACCUACAUCGCAUUGAUCCGAUACUCGGCACAGUUGUUUGGCGGUAUUAUGUUACCUGCCCACAUACUUUGGCAGAACGUUAGAACACUGUCGGAGAAUUUGACAGAAAUUGGAAAAGAGCCCAGAGAACAAGAAACACGAGCGGCAACCCGGCAUUCCCGAGGAGUGGGCGAGCGAAUUCAUGACGGUGAUUCUAAGCCUGCUGCAAGUCGCUUAUGCGACUCGAUACAUAGAUUCUAUGUUCAAUGUUUAAACUUUGUCAGUCAAGGAGGAGCCAGCCCAUCUACAGCCCAGUCCAGCCUCGAGCUCACGGAUCGGGAUGCUCAGGCUUCCGUAGUGAAUUCGAGCGAAACCUCUUCUGAGACUGACCAGUGGAAACGGGAGAAGCUCUUCCUUUUAAACACGGUCACUUUUUUAAAAAGCCAUGAAAAAUAUUUUCUGGCCCUUGGAAAGGAUGCCCCUGCCGAGCUUACUGGGAACCAAUUGCUGCAACAGAAAGACGACUUUACGCCCGGAUUCCAGCCCAUCAUGGAGGAUAAUGCAAUGUUCCACGAAAUGCUCCAACAAAGUACCACUCCGAGUGAGAGGAUUAAAGUAUCCUGGCUGCACACAGCUUCUCCAGCGAUGAGGAACGCUAUACAGCUGGCAAUAUGGCAGUGGGUCAGCCUAUGGCUGACCGUCAUCAUGAUCACGAACACACUUGUAUACAACGGAUUCAUAACCAGCACGCACACCACUGAUAUGGGACCUCGCUUGUUCCUAGUCAGUCUUUAUGGGAUAUCAAACAUUGGCUUGUUCUUUUUUUCCAUGUCGCGGUUCUGCCACACGUAUACAUCCGUCAUGUGGCACGCUUGUUGGGCAAUACUUCUCAAGGCCAAACCUGCCAUCAUUGACGGUGAUGAGUAUCGGGCAUGGUCCAGAGGAAGGGGUAGUCAUUUCAAGGCCAGAACUUACAGCUCGGAGGUAUUGGGGGAGCUCAAGGUGGAAAGAAUUUUUCAAACCUGUUUUCGGACUAAAGAUGGCAUUUAUGUCAUGGACCAAAAUCCAAGCAACUACCCGCGUUCUCUAAUGGGACCCAAUGUGAGAUACCAUCGGCGGGACGACGUCUGCUGCGUCCAUGAGCUUGAAAAGGCCGAGGAAUCGAUUGACAAAGACAUUCAUGCUGCUUACGAAGUUGAGAUCAAGGUUUUUGAGAAGGCCACUGAAGCAGCUGCUGAUCGAGUUGCAGCAAACGUCCUGGUGAUAUUAGGGAUCAUCCUCGCUACUGGUUUAUCACCGUGGACCUCGAACCAGCUCGUCGACUCUACAAGCACGCAGCUCGGUUCAUAUGCACUCUUACUAUCCACCGGCACGGGACUGACUGCCAUGAUGACAAGUACGGCACAUUUGGAUACUAUGAAGGACACGGCUUCCAGCAUCCUGCGCCUUGCCGAGAGCACACUUGAGAGAAAGGACGCCCAUACGCUGCACCCCCAGCGCCAUGGUAUUGACAUGGAGUUCACAAUGGCGGCGCACAAGUACAGCUCCAUCACCCUGCGCAGCCUCUUCAAUAUCUCAAACCCGAUCUGGUCCAUCUUCUUUGGUCCCGCGUUUGUACUUCUUCCCAUCCGUAGGCGGGGAGUGAUCAACACUCCAACGGCGAUUAUGAUGGCACCUCGCUUUGCUAUGAGACAAGCUGUCACGAUGAACAUGUAG